Lathyrus oleraceus (garden pea) is the source of this 1470-nucleotide messenger RNA. RefSeq lists its product as uncharacterized. The record is from RefSeq and is a predicted model, not a curated record. Bases 1 to 1470 code for a protein of 489 amino acids. The transcript has 3 exons. NCBI's taxonomy places the organism in Eukaryota, Viridiplantae, Streptophyta, Magnoliopsida, Fabales, Fabaceae.
AUGCGAAGGCCCGAUAGAAGAUUUGACACAGUUCUCAUGCCUUAUAGCCAUAUUCUACCAUAUUUAUUGAGGGGAUCACUUGUACAACUAAGGGAGUUAGGACCCCCACCAGCGAUUCUUCCUCCCGGUUAUGAUGCAAAUGCCUGCUAUGAAUUUCAUUCUGGCGCUCCUGGGCAUUCGAUUAAGAAUUGUAAAGCAUUAAAGUAUAAGGUUCAAGAUCUUAUUGAUUAUAAGGCAAUCACGUUCGCCUCCAAGGGGCCAAAUGUAAACAAUAACUCGAUGCCCCCUCACAACAAUGCAUCCGUGAAUAUGAUGGAAGCUGAGAAUGGAAGGAGAUUGAUGUCCUGUGUGGAUGAGUUAAAAACACCACUCAUCGAGAUCAAGAAUGCUUUAAUGAGGGAUAAUGCAUUUUCCAUUUGUAGUAAUGACUACUACCCGUCCACAAAAGAAGAUGUGUCUACCCUCGAGAUACCAUACGACGAAGUCCCCCCUCUACAAAUUCCAUAUGACUUCUCUCAGUUAACUCUGUUAAUAAAUCAUGUUACUCCGAUCAUAAUAACGGUUCCCACACCAUUCCCGUAUGUUGAGACCAAGGCAGUCCAAUGGGUGUAUGACACCUCAGUCUACAUUCAUGGCCAAAAAAUUCAAGAAGAACCGUGGAAGUCUAGUGAUCCAAUGAUCAAUAUCACUGACACUGGUGGAAUUACAAGAAGUGGAAGGAUAUUUGCACCGACACUCACUCCAAUUGGAACUAUCAAUCCUUCAACUUCAGACAAAGGCAAACAAAUUGAUGGCGCUAAUCAAAGACAAGACCCUGCACCUUCUAAUGAAGUAGACGAGUUCUUAUGCAUCAUCAAGAAGAGCGAUUAUCGAGUAGUUGAUCAGCUUAACCAGACAUCCUCGAAGAUCUCAAUGUUGUCUUUAUUAAUGUGCUCGGAGGCCCAUAGGGAUGCUUUGUUUGAAGGAGUAGUUAACAAUAUUGCUACUAGCUUAAGCUUGGGUUUUAGUGAUGAAGAGCUUCUUGCCGAGGGGAGGAAUCAUAACAAGGCUCUCCAUAUUUCUAUUGAGUGUAUGGACACAGUCCUAUCAAGAGUUUUGGUAGACAUUGGGUUUUUCCUCAAUGUGAUGCCUAAGAGCUCCUUUGCUAAACUAACUGUUGAAGGACUCGUAAUGAAGUCGAGUGAGCUUAUAGUAAGAACAUUUGAUGGGACUAGAAGGAAUGUAAUCGGUGAGGUGAAUUUGCCUAUGAAGAUUGGUCCUCAUACUUUCCUUAUCACUUUCUUUGUAAUGGACAUCUAUCCAGCCUACAGUUGUCUGCUUGGGAGGCCUUGGAUCCAUUCAGCUGGUGUAGUCACUUCAAUGCUCCACCAAAAAUUGAAAUUCUUAGCUGAUGAUAAACUAGUUGUUGUCGAGGGUGAGGAGGAUAUUGUGGUAAGUCACCUCGCAUCUUUCCGAUACAUUGAAGGAUAA